GUUGGUCGGCUUUAUCUGGAGAAACAGACUUCCUGCUGCUCAGAUGGACGGAGGCUCAGCAGGUUCUGACCCGUUACAGAGGAAACCAGUAAACUCUGCAGCUCCAGAAAUAUGUGAAGAAUAAAUCCUGAAAUAAUCCACAGGUCAAAGUUCAGCUCCACCAGCUGUACCAACCCUGCCGACCCGACAGUGACGGAGGAAGGGAACAGCGAGGGAACAGUGAGGGAAUGGUGAGGGAAUGGCGAGGGAACAGUGAGGGAACGGCGAGGGAACGGCGAGGGAACGGUGAGGGAACCUCCACCCUCUUCUCCUUCCACAUGCUCCAGUUCUCCUUGCGGUCCAGGAACGUCUUCAUGAACUGCAGCUCUGCAUCAAGGAGGGGAAACGGCUGCAACCCGAAAUGCAACAGAUCACAGAGACGCAGGUCCACCGGGUCCAGAUACAGAACCACGGCUCACAUCAGCAAGACCAACCGUAUCACCAUGGCGAAGGUAGCGCCGCUAAUCCCUGGCCCUUCAUCUGGGUUAAACCCUCCCAGCAUCGUGCUGCAGGACAUGGAGGAGGGGGCGGAGCCAGGUGACAUCACACAGGGGCUCAGAAGAUCCCAAAGAGGCGGAGCAGGAGCUCUGUUCAACAUCAACAACAGCAACAACAACGAGGAAGAGGAGGAGGAGGAGAAGAAGAGGAAAAAGAAAGAGAAGAAAGAGAAAAAGGAGAAAAGAGAAAAGGAAAAGCAGGAGAAAAAGGAAAGGAAGGAGCAGAAACAGAAGGAGAAGGAAGAAAAAGAGAAGGAGAAACAGAAAGAGAAGGAGAAGCUGGAGAAAGAGAAGAAGGCCAAAGAGGAGGCGGCGAAAGAGAUCACAGUGAUCGAUCCAGCUGGGAACACGUACUACAACUGGCUCUUCAUCGUCACCAUCCCAGUCAUGUACAACUGGACCCUGAUCAUAGCCAGGGCUUGUUUUGAGGAGCUUCAGACUGACUACCUGAUCAUGUGGUUCAUUGUGGACUUUAUCUGUGACGUCAUUUAUAUCAUGGACAUGGUUUUCAGAACCAGAACAGGUUACCUGGAGCAGGGUUUACUGGUGAAAGAUGAGCAGAAACUACGUGAACGUUACAUGAAAACUUUCCAGUUCAAACUGGAUUUGGUCUCCAUGAUUCCCACCGACAUCCUGUACCUGAUUCUUGGUAUCACCUACCCUGAGAUCCGCCUCAACAAGCUUCUAAGAUUCAACAGGAUGAUGGAGUUCUUCCAGCGCACUGAGACCAGAACCAAUUACCCCAAUGCUCUACGUAUCUCCAACCUUGUCAUGUAUAUUCUCAUCAUCAUCCACUGGAAUGCCUGCCUCUACUAUUCCUUCUCCAAAGCCAUCGGUUUUGGUUCUGACAGGUUCGUGUAUCCUGACCCGACAGAUCCUGAGUUUGGCCGUCUGGUGAGGAAGUACGCUUACAGUAUGUACUGGUCCACGCUAACGCUCACCACCAUUGGAGAAACGCCGCCCCCUGUGGAGAACUCGGAGUACUUCUUCGUUGUGACGGACUUCCUGGUGGGUGUGCUGAUUUUUGCCACCAUUGUCGGUAACGUUGGCUCGAUGAUCACUAACAUGAAUGCUGCCAGAGCCGACUUCCAGGCCCGGAUCGACGCCAUCAAGCAGUACAUGAGUUUCCGAAAGGUAACUAAAGACCUGGAAAAGCGAGUGAUCAAGUGGUUUGACUUCCUGUGGACCAAUAAGAAGGCUGUGGAUGAGAGAGAUGUUCUGAAGUACCUUCCUGACAAGCUAAGGGCUGAGAUCGCCAUCAACGUACAUCUGGACACCCUGAAGAAGGUCCGGAUCUUUGCGGACUGCGAGGCUGGUCUGUUGGUGGAGCUGGUGCUGAAGCUGCAGCCGCAGGUCUUCAGUCCAGGAGAUUACAUCUGCAAGAAGGGAGACAUCGGCAGGGAGAUGUACAUCAUCAAGGAAGGGAAACUGGCUGUGGUUGCUGAUGAUGGCAUCAAACAGUUUGUUGUUCUAAGUGAAGGAAGUUACUUUGGGGAGAUCAGUAUCCUGGCUAUCAAAGGUAGUAAGGCAGGAAACAGGAGGACAGCUAACAUCAGGAGCAUCGGGUACUCCGACCUCUUCUGUCUUUCCAAAGACGACCUGAUGGAGGCGCUAACAGAGUAUCCUGAUGCUAAAGCUCUGCUGGAGGAGAAGGGACGACAGAUUCUGAUGAAGGAUGGCCUGCUGGAUCUGGAGGUGGCAGCCCAGGGCCCAGACCCCAAAGAGAUGGAGGAGAAGGUGGACAAGAUGACGAGCAACCUGGACAUGCUGCAGACCCAGUACGCCCGGCUGCUGGCAGAACACGAUGCGACUCACAGCAAACUCAAACACAGAGUCACCCGACUGGAGAAGAAGCUGGCGCCGCCACAGGAGGAUGCACCUGGUGAUGCUCCGCCCCCUCCCACACCUGAGACCACCAAAGAAGAAGAGAAGAAAUAAGAAGAUGGUGGAGGACAGAAGAAUUUGAGUUUUAGUUUGAGGAUAAAAGGACUUGAAGGAGACGAGAAAUUAGAUAAAUCCAUAAACUCAACAAGAUUCAAAUUAAAGUUAAUAAAUAUGUAAUUAUGGAUCCUUA
Molecule: messenger RNA, 2610 nt
Organism: Gambusia affinis (western mosquitofish)
Lineage: Eukaryota; Metazoa; Chordata; Actinopteri; Cyprinodontiformes; Poeciliidae
Gene: cnga1b
Product: cyclic nucleotide gated channel subunit alpha 1b
Exons: 19
Coding region: 228-2474 (748 amino acids)
Biological process (GO): monoatomic cation transmembrane transport
Cellular component (GO): intracellular cyclic nucleotide activated cation channel complex; plasma membrane
Molecular function (GO): protein-containing complex binding; cGMP binding; intracellularly cAMP-activated cation channel activity
Source: RefSeq, a predicted model, not a curated record